GUAGCAGAAGUAGACAAAAACCUCUCAAAAAAUCCCUUUUUUUCCCUCACUCUGCUUUGCUUAUGCUUACUAGUAGCUAUCUUCAGAUAAAAUUUCCUUUGUAACCCCCACCUCUACUCCUUAUCUUCUCUUAUCUCCCUUUCCUCAACAAUGGCUAACGAUGACUCGCCUUCCGAACUCACCGAUUCAUUAGAAGACCCAAUGCUUGAACCAGAACCAGAACCAGAACCAGAAGAAGAAGACCAAGACCCAGAUGCAGAGAAGCACUCCUCUUCAUCUACAGAUUCCGAUUCUGAUUCAGAUUCGGAUUACGACUAUGACUAUGACUAUGCGCCCGGCCAAGGAGCAACUGUCUCCUACAUUCGUCCUGGCGACGAGCCGCCGCCGUCUGAUAACACACCGGAAAUCAACAUUUCCCGCUUUUCACAGGUGCUUGAUAGCAAGCAAAUGAAGGAGAGUGAAGAGGAGGAGGAACGAAAUUACACUUAUUAUGAGGACUUGUUUAAUUUUCCUGAAGACAAGGAGAAUUGGAGAGAGGAGGAUUUGAAAGAGCUAUGGGCAGAUGCUCCAUUGGAAAUGACGAAACCUGGGUGGGACCCAGUUUGGGCAGAUGAGGAGGAUUGGGAGAUUAUGAGGAAGGAGAAGGAGGCAGGGAGAGACCCGCCUAUUGCUCCCUUUUAUCUGCCGUAUAGACCACCGUACCCGGUUAUUCCUGAUAACCAUUAUGAUAUCUCCAAUCCCAAGGCGGUUAUUGAGGAAUUGGAUAGAAUUGAAGAAUUCCUCACUUGGGUUAGCUACAUUUUCCCUGAUGGAAGCUCCUAUGAAGGCACUGUGUGGGAUGACUUGGCUCAUGGCAAGGGUGUGUACGUUGCUGAGCAGGGUCUAGUCAGGUAUGAAGGUGAAUGGCUUCGGAAUAACAUGGAAGGACAUGGAGUUGUUGAAGUUGAUAUUCCUGAUAUAGAACCUGUGCCAGGUUCCAAGCUUGAAGCAAAGAUGCGUGCUGAAGGGCAUAUAAUAUCAAGAGAUUAUAUGUCACCAGAAGACAAAAAAUGGCUGGAGAUGGAUAUUGAAGAUAGCAUUCGUCUGGCUGGAGGAGAGUAUGAAAUACCUUUUUAUGAAAAUGAUGAAUGGAUCAAACAAUUUGGGGAGAAACCGGAAAAAGGUCGGUACCGUUAUGCGGGCGAGUGGAAGCAUGGAAGGAUGCAUGGAUGUGGUGUCUAUGAAGUGAAUGAGCGUGUACUAUAUGGAAGGUUUUACUUUGGGGAGUUUGUGGAUGAGGCUACCGAUUGUGAUGAGAAUAUUUCAGCGUUGCAUGCAGGAAUAGCAGAAGUUGCUGCUGCCAAGGCUCGGAUGUUUGUUAACAAACCAGAUGGAAUGGUCAGGGAAGAGAGGGGUCCAUAUAGCGACCCCCAGCAUCCUUAUUUCUAUGAGGAAGAAGAUGUGUGGAUGGCACCAGGCUUCAUCAACCAGUUCUAUGAAGUCCCUGAUCUUUGGAAAAGAUAUGUUCAUGAUGUGGAUCAGGAAAGAGAAAUGUGGUUAAACUCCUUCUAUAAAGCUCCACUGAGAUUACCUAUGCCUGCCGAGCUCGAGUACUGGUGGUCUAAAGAUGAGGAUCCUGAAUUUGUCAUCCUUAACAAAGAACCAGAACCUGAUCCUGAAGACCCAUCAAAACUCAUAUAUACUGAAGAUCCCGUUAUCCUACAUACAAGAACAGGACGAAUAAUCAAUUUCAUUGAGGAUGAGGAACAUGGGGUUCGUUUGUUUUGGCAACCUCCUCUAGAAGAUGGAGAAGAUGUGGAUCCAGAGAAGGUUCAGUUCCUACCUCUAGGUUUUGAUGAGUUUUAUGGAAAAGAGACUGUAGUGGAGAAGGAAAAUAUAUGGCAGCGCCUUAUAACGGCAGUGGAAAAUGCAUGCAAACCAGUGUUUGACAAACUAGAGAAAUGGACUGAAGAGAAGAAGAAAGCUGGUGAGAUGAAAAUUAAGCUCCUUGAAGAAGAACUUGCACUUGCAGAGGCUGAAUUGUCUUUGGAAGAGGCCAUUGAGGAUAUGGAUGAGGAAUUGAAGAUGCAAGAGAAAGAAGAAGAGGAAAAGGCAGCAAUGGAUUUGCAGGAGGAAGAGGAUACUUCUGCUUCACCUACCCAGGAUCAGAAGCCUAUGGCUGAAGAGGAAGAAGAGGGUGAGGAAGAGGAGGAUGAGGACGAGGAGGAUUUUACACCAUCAAGUUUUGGAUCUGUAACCCGUGAUGAAGGCCCAACAAAGAAAGAUCAGAAAGGAAAUGGACCUGGGGAAACUCCUUUCUCUUCAUGUACAUUGUCAUUUGCUUCCAGCAGCAUUCUUUCAUCUGUUCCAUGUAGGUUACAACAAUCUUUUCUGGUAUGGAAGAAUAGAUUACAACAAAAGCCAACCCCUCCAUUGCAAGUAGAAAGCACUGAUGUCCUUUCAGGAAGGGUUAGCUCUGUCACUUUUCCCACGAUCAUUGGCCAAAAAGGAAGCUUGAGAGCUAAAAGCUAUGUGAACCAGAGGUUUCGACCAAGAAACUAUUCCAGUGGAAAGACGUCUCAGUUACAUUCCUUGUCCCGAAUUUUGUCAUCUCCUUCAGCUUCAGUAAACCCCAAAAAGAGACUAAAGGUUUCAAGAAAACAAAGCCAUACUUGGCUGCAUGCAGCACCAGAGACAGAUUCAGACAGCAUAUUGUCAUUGCACUCCCAAGUAUUGUUCAGUACCACAUCCUGAAACAGCACCGUGAGCCUUUUCUUAAUUGGAAAAAAAUCCAAUUUUAUAGACACCACGGCAUCGUCUUUGUGAAUUUUUAGAGUAUACUUAUCCUUGACUAGUUUGAGGUGGUGAAAGAAAUAUGAGCAUACAAAGAUGCUGUAACUCUAAAUUGGGAGAAGUAACUUUUGAAGCUAUUGAUUCCUGGCCUAGGUUCUCAAUUUCAUACAUAAAGUAACCUGGAUUUUUUCUUCAUAACAGAAGAAUGAUACGUCUCUUAUGGGA
Molecule: messenger RNA, 2997 nt
Organism: Jatropha curcas
Lineage: Eukaryota; Viridiplantae; Streptophyta; Magnoliopsida; Malpighiales; Euphorbiaceae
Source: RefSeq, a predicted model, not a curated record